GUGGCGUUCGGAUAUCCGAUAAAAAAAAUGGCUUUGGGACAAAGAGAUUGGAGAUCCUUGUCAGCAAUGUGGGCUGAUAAAUAAGUUACGUCUUUUACUGUCGCGGAUGUCGAGAAACGCGUGUCAAUUAUGACACUUUUAUCACACAAACUCGCCGAAACUACGAGUAUUCACGACUGAUAUUCUCCUGGCCGAGACCUUCGUCGACAAUUCUUCGAAUGUAAAUAUGUUUAGUCCUAUACAAAUAAAACAUGAAUGUACAACUGUAGAGGAUGUAAACGCUAGUAGUAGGAUUAACAGUUCAGACAGUUCCUUGUAUCCCUUUGUCAAUCAGGAUGUUGAGUAUAAGCACCGUCAGAUAUCGCAAUUUUGGGAACAGACGCAGUUACCAAACGAGAUGCCUGCGAAAAACGAAAUUAAUAAUCAACAGGCCUUGUUCCAGACAGGAGAGAGUGGGAGUUUGUCAUACGUGAAAGAUUAUGUACAAAAUGGCAUAUUCUAUUCAGUUGAUCACGAGGAUGGCAACAAUCAAAUGCCGACAAAUAAUCCAUGUGACCAGAGUACAAGCAAUGUUGCCAUGGUGCAAGAAAAUAAACAGCUACAACUAUCACAAGAUUUGCAGAAUGUAGGGGACAUUAGUCAGACAUUAACAACAACGCAAUCGCUAACUGCCAUAAAAAGCAAUCGUCUCGGAAGACCAUCCAAAAGUUCCACAGACUCUGGUACAGGGAAAAAGUUAAAAUGCCAAUGUGAGAUUUGCUUCAAGGAAUUUGGACACAAAAGCAAUUUAUUCAUACAUAUGAGAACGCACAAUGGGGAGAGACCAUAUAAAUGCAGUCAGUGUGAAAAGUGUUUUACACACAGUGGGAACCUCGCUAUACACAUGAGAACGCAUUCUGGUGAACGUCCGUAUGGUUGUCAGAUAUGUGGGAAGAUGUUUAGCCACAGUGGAAAUCUGUCCACUCACUUAAGAACUCACUCAGGUGUUAAACCCUACAAAUGUAAUGUGUGUGGUAAAGAAUUCAGGCACAGUGGUAAUUUGUCGAUACAUGAGAGGAUACAUUCCGGAAUCAAGCCAUUUCAAUGUAAAAUUUGUGGGAAGGAGUUCUACCAUAGUGGUAAUUUAACAACUCACAUGAAGAAACAUCCUGUAAAUACAGACACAAAUGUAACUGACUGUGAAAACAAUCAAAAGCACAUGCAUACCAGUACAGAUGUUAAUACUACCGCUUCUUCGAAUUAUUUAAAUAACGUGUCUUUAACGCUCAAUGAUGACAUUAAAUUAAUGCAUAAUACUAGUAAUGUGGUUCCUAUAAAGAAUGAAAGUACAGAAGACACUGUAUUGAAUACUAUGGGAAGAUUAACGUCUACUUCCAGUUGAAGGUAUACAUGAUUAUUAUGCAAGAUGAGUUACAUAACUUGUUACAAAUUGAUAUUAUUGGCCACACAAAAAAUAAAAACAAUUCUUAAUAUUUUAAUAAUCGAAAAAUAUGCAUUAUCUACUAUAUAUAAUUUCUUUUAAAAUUUAAAAUUUUGUAAAAAAAUUUUUUAGAGGUUUAUUCAAGCCAUAACAAAUUGUUUCAAUAAUAAUUGAUUUGUAACAAAUUACAUGAGAUUCUGCAUAUUAAGAAUUUUUAAAAAUAUUAUUGGAUCUUAGUACUUUUUCAUGCAAUGCUCAACUUGCAAAUGAGCAAUUUUUUAUUGGCAAAGGCAAUAAAGUUAUUUUUACAUUUUUGUGUUACAUGAUAGUCUUCCUGAAUCUUAAAUGUAACAUUAGUAUAUAAAAAAUUAUAUUUACAUAUUUUAUGUAAGUUUAUUUAAGAUCAAGUAGUAUAUAUAAUUACAAUAAUCUGUGAUGUUUUUGGAUCAUUAAAAUAUGAACAAAGGACAGUAGAAACAAUACUUCCGUAAAAAAAAUGUUACUUUAUUUAUAUAAAUAAUUAACAUAUUCAUUAUUUCUUUUUCAAUUAUUUUUGAUUAUACAAGUAUUUUAUAAUCUACAACAAUUAUACUUAAAUAGCUCUUGAAUUACAUAAGUAAAUUAUUGUAAUUAUUAUUAGAAUAUUUUGAGUAAACAAAGCACAAUAUGUAUAAAAAUUAUCAAAAUAUAAUUUGAAUCUUGUUUUGAGCUCUAUGUGCAAUUUGAUGUGGAAUAAGUGAUAAAUUGCUCAUUAAAACUUUGUUAUCCUUACUUUUAUAUUUAUGUCUUAUUGUUAUGAAUUUUUCUUCAAUAAAUUAUCUCUACUUUUAAUUUUUUACAUUAUAUAACAGAUAUUGCUUGAAUGAUAUAAUUUUCCUAAAUGAGAUAUGUUACAAACUGUGCAACUUUUGAUCGCAUAUAUAUGCGAAUAUAAAAUUUCAAAUCUAUUUAACAUUUUAAAUAUUUUAAAGAUAUUUUUAUGUAGUGUUUAAUAAUAAAUUUUUACAACAAACUAA
Monomorium pharaonis (pharaoh ant) is the source of this 2436-nucleotide messenger RNA. RefSeq names its product zinc finger protein 37. The record is from RefSeq and is a predicted model, not a curated record. The coding region runs from base 227 to 1381 and encodes 384 amino acids. The transcript has 3 exons. Lineage: Eukaryota; Metazoa; Arthropoda; Insecta; Hymenoptera; Formicidae.